This is a messenger RNA of Exophiala dermatitidis NIH/UT8656, 2433 nucleotides long. RefSeq lists its product as uncharacterized. The record is from RefSeq and is a predicted model, not a curated record. The transcript has a single exon. Lineage: Eukaryota; Fungi; Ascomycota; Eurotiomycetes; Chaetothyriales; Herpotrichiellaceae. The coding region runs from base 1 to 2433 and encodes 810 amino acids.
AUGUCAAAUCCAACAGCGGGCUUCCGCGUCACAUUGGGUCGGUGUAACGAUCAUGAUGACGCUUUGCAGACAGCUUCGCCAUACUCUGCGUGCAUCCUGGCUUACGCCACCAGUUUUGUUUAUCAAAGCGGGAUCUUGUCCUACACGACGUGUUCUACCCUCCGAGUUCUCGACCUAAACAACUGUCGGAACACUGAAAAAGUGUUUAGCAGCACUGUCUUUUGGAAGGCCAUUACUCACCAAACUCAGGGCGGCGCCGGACUCGACCUUGAAUCUCUUGUGUCUCUGCGUGUCCACGAGUAUGCUUGUGACAUUGUGGUCCUCGUUUGCGAUUUCGGAUUCCAUGGCCAAUAUUUGGUCGCGGUCAAUAUUGCGGAGGGUUUCGAACCACUACAACCGACGGCAGAUGUAGGUGGUCUUUCUCGUGUCAUUCUUUGCACACGUCUGCGAUCCACCAGCAAGUUGUUCGUCAGACACAACGGCCGAUAUUUGGUUACAGGCACUUAUUCUGCCCUAGGAAAUCAUGACCACCAUGAAUGGUUGCUUUACCGGUACGACCUCACCACUUCAAGACUCGUCAGUAAGGAACCGUUACAACUGCGAAACUUCUUUGGCUCUGAACUGGGGUCUACAGUCUGCUUCACCAUAUUUGACGGAAGUUUCUACGCGUUGACAAAUCAGACAAGCUUUGAGAGCGAGGAAGUGGACUGGACAAGCUACUACCACUUUAUAAGCUUUGCUUUGGACGAUCCGCAUCCAGAUUUGAACAUACAGGUCAUCUGGAGGAGACAACAUCUCGAAGGGCCAAUCAAUGAUGCAUGGACUCAUCUGGGUUUCCAACAGGAUCACCGUAAUGGUGAGCUGCUGAUUGUAGAAUGUAGGAAGGAAUGGUUGUCCGGAGGAAGUCAAUGCACGAGGACAUAUUACACUCACCCUUUCCAUCGAGUAGUCCAUCGCGACUUGGAGGAGGGCCUGCGCCAUCCGCCGAAUGACCGACUCAGCCUCACCUUAGACUUCAAGAGCAACAGCAGAUGGGAGGAAUCGUGGCCUCGCGCUGAUCGGUUUGUUCAUACCGAGAUUUCAUCCGGCGAGCCUCACGGCGUCAAGGAAUAUAUUUGCGCAAAGACGAAAUGGCACGGAUACCAUUUCAACUCUCAGACAUUCGUCGACCUUGUGACGGACGAAGUCAGGGUCGAGGGUGAGUGGCGGGCUAAAGAGCGAAUCAAGCUCCGAGUGGUUAGCAGACGUGAGCUCAGUCCUAUGGUCCGCGACGAGGAUUCUAAGAUGAUCCCCGGUGGGAUGAAGAUCAGACCUCGUAUGCGAGACAAAGACGGCAAUGAAAUGCAAGAUGGAGAGAAAGCAUUCACGGCCAGCAAAGCAUCACUGUGGCCUCCAGAUGACGCACCGCAGGAGCUUCAAGAUGUGCUCUGUCCCGACGGUCGAGCAGGGGAUGUCCACGCGGUCCUAGGUGACGAGGGCAUCGUCUACAUGGCUGGCCCGCGCCGGCAAGCUGACGCCCCUGAAAGAGCCCUCAUCUUUGUCAGCUUCGACCCGACAUUUGGGUUUCGCAGCAUGAAAAGACCAGAUGGAUCCAGUGUCAUGCCGAAGCAGAAAUGGCAAGGUUCGCCCUCCCAGUCGGGAAGAAAGCGCAAGAGUUCAUCGAUACCACGUGAGAAUUUCCGAGAUGUUCCUGAUCUUGAGGACUCGUCACAUCUGCUCAAACGCUCAAAGUGGGUUCGCACUGGACAACAUUCGCCUACAAAAUCGUCGCCGCCCUUGUCGGUGGUCGAAGUUUCAGAACUUUCGAGCAUACAAGAACCGUCUGAUGACCUGAAGACGAGGCACUUUGUUGAAGAAGAACCCCAGGCUGCUGAGCGAGCCACGUCGCUGACAGAAGUCAAGGUCGAAGAGACAGAAGAGAGCAGCCGUACUCAAUUUCUGGGAAAGGAGGUUGUCGUCGAUGGUACCGACGGUGGUCAAACACCACAAGACUCCAAAAUCCAACGACGAGAUUAUGCAAGCUCCUCUUCGGCGGCGAGGGGGAAAAGGACCAGCGUCUCAUCAUCAGCACCGUCCUUAUCUCUACAGCCUCCAUUGGAACCACAAUGGGGAUUUGACCGGGUAUCGUCGUCACCAUCACGACUACCACCAGCAGGACAUUCAUCUUCGUCUUUUUUGGACCAACAGUGGGAUUUUGCAUCGGUAUCGUCACUGUCGUCGUCGUCUUCACCUCUCUUACCACCUUUGAACGACCUGGCAAGUGAUUCGGUUCCUACCACAGCCAACACUGCUGGCUUCGAAUCUAAUGACGAUACCACCGUGAGCGCAGACGGCCCAUCUCUUUCUGGUAACGAACACGAACUGCAACUGCUGCAGACUUGGCGCGAGAACGCUGCAUACUUGACCAUUGGGCGAGGGUUUUGGUUACGAUGA